Messenger RNA from Mustela lutreola (European mink), 1848 nucleotides. It is a transcript of the gene GLT8D2, whose product is annotated as glycosyltransferase 8 domain containing 2. The transcript is spliced from 10 exons. The record is from RefSeq and is a predicted model, not a curated record. Gene Ontology annotation, molecular function: glycosyltransferase activity. Bases 365 to 1417 code for a protein of 350 amino acids. NCBI's taxonomy places the organism in Eukaryota, Metazoa, Chordata, Mammalia, Carnivora, Mustelidae. Gene Ontology annotation, cellular component: Golgi apparatus.
GAAGUGGUUUCAGGGGCCGCCUCACCCCGCAGCCAGCGCAACGCCUGAUUCCCAGCUCUCCCAGCUGCUCCAGCGCAGGAGUGGAAGAAACCCGAGCCUCUCCAAAGUCAACGCAAGCAAAGGGAGGGGGGGUGUUGGCGGCAGCGGGAGGAAUACGCUCUCGGAAAUGUAAUAUUGGCCUUGGGACCCUCCAACCCUUUGGGCUUUCCAAUGGGAUCUUAGAAGCAGCGAAGCAUCGGGAAGGGCAGCAGCCCCGGGCCAGCCAGGAGUUGAACGCUCUGCCCUACAGCUCUUCUGGACCGAGGAGCCCAAAGCCCUGCCCUCACCAUUCACAGGUCACAAUUUUUGUCUGCAUUGAACACACAUGGCUUUGUUACGAAAAAUUAAUCAGGUGUUGCUGUUCCUUCUGAUUGUGACCCUCUGUGGGAUCCUGUAUAAGAAAGUUCAUAAGGGGACUGUGCUCAGGAAUGAAACAGAUGAUGACUCUGAGCCUCCUGAGGAAAUGGAGGAGGAGAUUCCUGUGGUGAUUUGUGCCGCGGCAGGGAGAAUGGGUGCCACCAUGGCUGCCAUCAACAGCAUCUACAGCAACACUGACGCCAACAUUCUCUUCUAUGUCGUUGGACUCCGGAACACACUAUCUCGAAUCCGAAAAUGGAUCGAACAUUCUAAACUAAGAGAAAUAAACUUUAAAAUCGUGGAAUUCAACCCUAUCGUCCUCAAAGGGAAGAUUAGACCAGACUCAUCGAGGCCCAAAUUGCUCCAGCCUCUGAACUUUGUUCGAUUUUAUCUCCCCCUGCUUAUCCAUCAACAUGAGAAAGUCAUCUAUUUGGACGACGAUGUCAUUGUACAAGGUGAUAUCCAAGAACUCUAUGACACCACCUUGGCCCUGGGCCAUGCGGCAGCUUUCUCGGGGGACUGCGAUUUGCCUUCCGCUCAGGACACGAACAGAUUUGUGGGGCUACAGAAUACAUACAUGGGCUACCUGGACUACAGGAAGAAGACGAUAAAAGACCUUGGCAUAAGCCCCAGCACUUGCUCGUUCAAUCCGGGUGUGAUUGUGGCCAACAUGACGGAAUGGAAGCACCAGCGCAUCACCAAACAACUGGAGAAGUGGAUGCAAAAAAAUGUGGAGGAAAAUCUCUACAGCAGCUCCUUGGGAGGCGGGGUGGCCACGUCCCCAAUGCUGAUUGUGUUUCAUGGGAAAUACUCUGCAAUCAACCCCCUGUGGCACAUAAGGCACCUGGGCUGGAAUCCAGAUACCAGAUAUUCUGAGCACUUUCUACAGGAAGCAAAAUUACUCCACUGGAAUGGAAGACACAAACCUUGGGACUUCCCUAGUGUUCACAAUGACUUAUGGGAGAGCUGGUUUGUUCCUGACCCUGCAGGGAUAUUUAAACUCAAUCACCGCAACAGCUGAUAUAAUCUGACAUUUUAAGAAUUUCCUACAUAAAAAUGUCGAGUUGUGCAUUUGUAGCCCUAUUUCAUUGUUCAUGAACAGCACCUUCGACACACACGAUCUACGACGUAAACCACAAAGACUAAUGUGUGCAAACGGUACCCUGGUCGUGCAGGCACGGACUCCUCCAGGACAGGGGCCGUUACGGAAAUCGGGGUGAUGUGCGUGAGCUGGCCUGCUGGAAGGAAAUGAACCCGUUUCUGUUUCAGCAAUUUGCUUACACUCUAAACAACAACUUGUAUUCACAAUUUUUAAAAAUUUCUAAAUGUGUUUUUUCUUAUGUAGCUAUUUUUUUUUAAACAGGUUGCCAGUCUUGUCUUUUGUAAAACAAUGUAUUGCAUUUAAAACAUGAAUGUCUGAGAAAAUAAAAUAUUUGCAGAUUUUCUAAUGAU